CUCUGCGGUUGCUUUGAUACCUUUUUUUUUUUUUUUNUUUUCAACUUCAUUCCCUUUCUCAGGCCUGUGGCCGUUUACCUUCCUUUCGCUGGUCGAUUCUGCGCACUCCUUUUUCUUGUUACUGUUGAACAGGCAAAACACCAAAAAUAAAAACAGACAGACAGGCACUCCUUUGUCCAAGUCUAGAUAUUCAUUCCCUCAGUUGACCGUGAUUCGCAACCGUCAGAGCAAGACUCUCUCUCUUCUGAUACAGAUCCUUGUAUCCCACUUCUAAACGAUAUCAAACCAGCAAAUAAACAACACAUUCAUCAUCAAGAUGCAUUUCCAAUCCCUCAGCCUCUUGGCCCUGGCCAUCUCCUCCGUCUCGGCCACUCUCUCCCCAAACCUCCCCGGCAUGAACCUCGUCUGGCAGGAGACCUUUGUUGGCCAGCAAGGCGACAUGGUUGACCUCACCCAAUGGACCGUCGUCACCGACCUCCACAACAACCAGGAGCUCGAGACUUACACCCAGUCCGACUCCAACAUGCAGCUCUCCGGAGGCCAAACUCUCCAGCUCGUCCCUCAACAAGCCCCCUCCGGCGAAUGGACCUCCUCCCGCAUCGAAUCCAUCCAGUCUUGGACUCCAGCUCCCGGCAAAACCAUGCAAGUCCAGGCCGCUCUGCGUGGUGGCUCCAGCCCCCUUGACACCAAGCAAGGCAUGUGGCCCGCCUUCUGGAUGCUGGGCGACUCCAUGCGUCACGGCACCCCCUGGCCUCUCUGCGGAGAGCUCGACAUCUUUGAGCAGAUCAACGGCCAGUUAACCGGCUACGGCACCGCCCACUGCGACCACACUGGCGGCGGUGCGUGCAACGAGCCCUCGGGCCUGGGCCAGAGCAUUCCCAUCCCUCAGGACGACGACUUCCACACCUGGGCUCUCAAGAUCAACCGCUCGUCUAACAACUGGCAGACGGAGACGAUCGAAUGGUACCUCGACGGCACUCUCUUCCACACCCUUGUCGGCGCCCAGUUUGGCGACGAGGGGCUCUGGGCUACGCUUGCGCACUCUCCAAUGUACAUCAUUCUCAACCUUGCUGUUGGUGGUACAUGGCCCGGUGACCCUAACGAGGCGACUCUGCCCGGCUGGGGCAACAUGUUUGAAGUUCAAUACGUUGCCGUCUACUCCUCUUAAGGGGAGUUUAGCUCAAUGAAGAGGGGGAGGAAGAUAUGAAAAAGAAAAGAUGGAGGAUAAAAAAAAAUAAAAGGAAAUUUUGGAUUUGGGUAGAUAUGGUAGAAGGCGCUUUUUAUGAUGCACAUGUCAUGACAACAUGUCCCUGCGUGGGACAUCAUUUCAAUUCACUGUAUAUAUAUUCAAGAUACCUCAUGACCACGACUGUUAUGACUCCUAACUCACAU
This is a messenger RNA of Trichoderma harzianum CBS 226.95, 1392 nucleotides long. Its product is annotated as glycoside hydrolase family 16 protein. The transcript is spliced from 2 exons. Gene Ontology annotation, molecular function: hydrolase activity, hydrolyzing O-glycosyl compounds. Lineage: Eukaryota; Fungi; Ascomycota; Sordariomycetes; Hypocreales; Hypocreaceae. The record is from RefSeq and is a predicted model, not a curated record. Gene Ontology annotation, biological process: carbohydrate metabolic process. Bases 317 to 1168 code for a protein of 283 amino acids.